Molecule: messenger RNA, 657 nt
Organism: Cornus florida
Lineage: Eukaryota; Viridiplantae; Streptophyta; Magnoliopsida; Cornales; Cornaceae
Product: EG45-like domain containing protein
Exons: 3
Coding region: 98-484 (128 amino acids)
Biological process (GO): systemic acquired resistance
Cellular component (GO): apoplast; cell wall
Source: RefSeq, a predicted model, not a curated record
AAUUGAAAUAACACAGUACUAUAGAAGAAGAUAAUAGAACAAUCUUAAUUAGUUGAGAGUGUUCAUUAAUUCAUACAAACAAAUCACUAGAGUGGCAAUGAACAUGCGAGCUAUUAUUAUGGUUUGCAUGGCCGCAAGCCUAAUCUCCAUGGCUUCUGCCAUUGCCGGAACUGCCACUUACUAUACCGUCUAUGUUCCAUCGGCAUGCUAUGGGUACCAAGACCAGGGAGUCAUGAUUGCAGCAGCUAGCGACGCCAUAUGGAACAAUGGAGCUGCUUGUGGAAAAAUGUAUCGUGUUACAUGCACAGGACCUACAAACCAAGGUGUGCCACAGCCUUGCAGAGGCAACGGCGUGACCGUGAAGAUCGUCGAUCGUUGUCCAUCACCUGGAUGCCAAUCCACCAUUGAUCUCUCUCAAGAAGCCUUCUCCAUGAUCGCUGAUCCUGCAGCUGGAAAAAUCAACAUCGAAUACAACCAGGUUUGAAGCUGUACAGAAUUCAAACCACAUACUGCGGAUAAACUGUUACCGUUUUGUUAUCUUUUAUCUUUAUGCUGAAAUAAGAGACAUGCCAUGGAAUUAAUCUGUUUAAUUCCCACGGACAAUAAUACCAUGUAACCUGUCAUGUGAUUUGAAGAAAUAAGAAAUUCCAUUUCCUA